Messenger RNA from Vicia faba (fava bean), 561 nucleotides. The record is from the annotation of a GenBank genome assembly. NCBI's taxonomy places the organism in Eukaryota, Viridiplantae, Streptophyta, Magnoliopsida, Fabales, Fabaceae.
AUGGAGGAAUCUGGUGGAGGUGCAGAAAUGAAGAGGAUGAAGAUGAAAGUGAUGGUAGCAAUAGACGAUAGUGAUGGAAGCUUGUAUGCUCUUAAAUGGGCACUUGAAAACCUCUUCAGUGUUAUGACUAGUAUGGAAGAUGAUGCAACAAGUUCUGAAAAUGAGGGAAUGGUUUUUCUUGUUCAUGUUGAACCCACUUUUCAAAACUACGUGCAUGCUAUUGGACCAGGUGGUGCCGCUUUUUAUCCUGCAUUUGUGGUUGUGGAUUCGGUGAAGAAAGCUCAACAAGAAAAAUCUGUAGUUAUUCUUUCAAGGGCUUUGCAAAUGUGCAAGGAUAAGCUGGUAAAAGCAGAAAGUGUAAUUCUAAAUGGAGACCCAAGAGAAAUGAUUUGUCAAGCUGCAGAACAAAUGCAAGUUGAUCUCUUAAUCAUGGGUAGUCGUGGACUUGGCACACUCAAAAGAGCAUUUCUUGGAAGUGUAAGCGACUAUUGUGCACAUCAUGCAAAAGCGCCUAUUCUCAUUGUGAAACCACAAGAGGAGCAACAUAAAAACCACUCUUAG